Corapipo altera (White-ruffed manakin) is the source of this 870-nucleotide messenger RNA. RefSeq names its product forkhead box L1 (gene FOXL1). The transcript has a single exon. Gene Ontology annotation, biological process: regulation of transcription by RNA polymerase II; cell differentiation; anatomical structure morphogenesis. Gene Ontology annotation, molecular function: RNA polymerase II cis-regulatory region sequence-specific DNA binding; DNA-binding transcription factor activity, RNA polymerase II-specific. The coding region runs from base 1 to 870 and encodes 289 amino acids. The record is from RefSeq and is a predicted model, not a curated record. Lineage: Eukaryota; Metazoa; Chordata; Aves; Passeriformes; Pipridae.
AUGAGCCACAUUUACGGCAGCCACCUCUCCCCUCUGGGCAACCCCUCCAUGGUUUAUCUCCCGGCCGCCCUCGGCUUCGCCCCCGGGGGGGCGAUCUCCCGGCAGGACCCCCCGCAGAAACCCCCGUACAGCUACAUCGCCCUCAUCGCCAUGGCCAUCAAAGAAGCCCCGGAGCAGAAGGUGACGCUCAGCGGCAUCUACCAGUUCAUCAUGGACCGCUUCCCCUUCUACCACGACAACAAGCAGGGCUGGCAGAACAGCAUCCGCCACAACCUCUCCCUCAACGACUGCUUCGUCAAGGUGCCGCGGGAGAAGGGCCGGCCCGGCAAGGGCAGCUACUGGACCCUGGACCCGCGGUGCCUGGACAUGUUCGAGAACGGCAACUACCGCCGGAGGAAGAGGAAGCCCAAAGCCCCGGGGCCGCCGGAGGCGAAGGGUGGCGAGCAGCCGGGGCCACCCGCCCGCCCCGUCGAGCCCAAGCGGUCCAAGGGGAGUGCGGCGGCCGCGGGGGACGCGGGGGUCCCGCGGCCGGGCCGGGGAGCAGCGGCUUCCCCGGGGGGUCCGGCCCCGGUCGCCCCCGCAGCCGCCCCGCCGCACAAGAGCGGCCCGCGGGGCCGCAGCUUCAGCAUCGAGAGCAUCCUGGCGCAGGGGCUGCGGCAGCCGCCCCCCGGGGCAGCCCCCAAGGCGGCCCGGGAAGGCCCCGCCGGCUGCCUCGGCGGCUCCCUGGUCGCCAGCGGCGGCUUCGGCCCGACCCUCAACGCCUCCCUCAUGCUCGACUCCCAGGUGCACGGGAGGCUCUACCACAUCGGCAUCCCCUUCCUCUCCUGCUUCCCUCUCCACGUAUCCGAGGCGGUAUUUAAUUUCCAGUAG